Molecule: messenger RNA, 1713 nt
Organism: Phytophthora infestans T30-4
Lineage: Eukaryota; Oomycota; Peronosporomycetes; Peronosporales; Peronosporaceae
Exons: 1
Coding region: 1-1713 (570 amino acids)
Biological process (GO): transmembrane transport; amino acid transport
Cellular component (GO): membrane
Molecular function (GO): amino acid transmembrane transporter activity
Source: RefSeq, a predicted model, not a curated record
AUGCCGGUCGCGCUGCUAAUGGUGGCUAUCGUGCUCUACUUUUUCCGGUUCAUCUACGAAGAAGUUGUCACCGCUAUCCCCAUGAACGGUGGCACCUACAACGCCCUAUUGAACACCACCUCGAAGCGUGCAGCCGCUGUAACUGCCUGUCUGAGUAUCUUGUCGUACGUGGCCACGGGUGUGGUCUCAGCCACGUCAGGUGUCCAUUACCUGGACACCCAGGUGGAUAUUCCCAUUGUCGCCUGCACCAUCGCGCUCUUGUUUGUGUUCGCACUGUUGGCACUUGUGGGCAUCGCUGAAAAUUCCCGUGUCGCUCUCGUCAUCUUUCUGCACCACAUCGUGGUACUGAGCAUUCUGGUGGUGUCAUGCGUAGUGCACGGCAUCAAAAACCCACACAUCUUCCGUGAUAACAUGGAGGCGGACUUCCCCGAGGUGGACUUUGCUGGCACGAUGCUGGACGGCAAUGCGUGUUCUUCGGUUUCGGUGCUGCAAUGCUGGGUAUCACUAUUUUUUGAGUCAUCGUCCAGCUACGUCGAGGAACAAGCUCCCGGAGUGUUCCGCAAGACCCUACGUAACAUGUGGGCCUUGGCCUCCUUCUUCAACGUUUGCCUCGGAGUUGGCAUCCUUGCCGUGUUGCCACUUGGUGGCGACAACGGCAUCUAUGCAAGCUCUGAUGCUUUAUUGUCAAAAGCCGCUGAGGAGUCUCUUGGAAGUUGGUUCAGUACCUGGGUCAGCGUCGAUGCAUUCAUUGUCCUCUCGGGUUCCGUUCUGACCUCGUACGUCGGUAUAUGUGGAUUGGUGCGUCGACUUGCAACGGACCGAGUGUUGCCAAGUUUCUUGGCCACGACCAACAAGUUACGCGGUACGAACCACAACAUCAUCGGCGCGUUCUUCCUCUUGUCUGCGAGUCUCGUGCUGCUCCUCGAUGCAGACUCCGGUAUCAUGAACGGUGUAUACACGUACGCGUUCCUGGGUUUGAUGGCGCUGUUCGCCAGUGCUGCUAUGCUACUGAAGGCAAAACGUCCUGAAAUCCCACGCGACGUCAUUGCGCCGUGGUCGGUACUGGUGCUUGGGCUGAUCAUGAUGGUAGUGGCGAUUUUCGCUAAUCUGCUCGGAGAUCCGUCGGUGUUGAUGUACUUUGCGUUGUACUUCAUCUCCGUGGCUCUUGUCAUGUUCAUCAUGUUCGAGCGUGUUAUGAUUCUGCGUUGUCUGUUGGCGUUGAUGAAGAAGACGGCGCCGUCACAGUACGCGAAGGACACUGCGGUCAGCUAUUUCCGAACGCGAGAUACCCCAGAGGUGGAGCACACAGGAGCGCGUGGAGGUCGCACGAUCGCUCGAGCCAUCACGAGUAUCCGUAGUGCUCCUAUCGUCUUCUUCUGCAAGCGGCCGGACUUGACGAUCAUCAACAAGGUGAUCGUCUACGUGCGUCGCAAUGAGCAGACGCACACACUCCGUAUCGUGCAUGUCUUCUCGGGCGAAGAGAGCGACGUCCACGUACUGGAGGCAUUCCGUAACCUGGCGGUGCUGUUCGACAGUAUGUACCCGAAGAUCCGCAUCGACUUCAUGUCUGUGCAGGGCGAGUUCAAUCCCGCGACGAUCGAGUGGCUGUCCAAGAAGAAGGACGUACCGCGCAACAUGAUGUUCAUCACACAGCCCGAUAUGGUGUCGGCUGAGUGCGUUUCGUCCGUCGGCGUCCGUGUUAUCACGGCAUGA